Messenger RNA from Bursaphelenchus okinawaensis, 3460 nucleotides. Lineage: Eukaryota; Metazoa; Nematoda; Chromadorea; Rhabditida; Aphelenchoididae. The record is from the annotation of a GenBank genome assembly.
AUGUCGAAAAUUGGUUUCAUAGACAAGAGUGAUGUGGUCGUUCGUGACCUGGAAGCAGAAGCGGAUGUUGAAGAUGUUUUAUACAAAGCGCUAAAGCAUUGGAAUCUUGUAGAUCAAGUGGUGGAAGAGCAAGCUCACAAGAUUGAAGCAGAAUCGGCCAAUGAUGUCGGUCAUACUGGACAACCAUGCUUCCAGGUGGGAGAUCGUGUGUUCCUUCAUGCUACGAUGUGGGACAAGAUCAAGGAAGGCUUUAAGAUGUGGGACGUGCCUUUUAAAGAAAAGAUUCUCAAGGUGAGUUCUAUAAGGAUAAUUGUAUUAAUUUCGAUUCAGGUUAUUUUAAAUUUGAUUUACCUACUGCAAUAUUCCUUCUAAAGUUUGUAAGCCAAAAUUAAUCUUUAAAAUAUGAUUCUUUAUGAGCUACAACACAUUUCAGUUCUACAUGUGUAUUGGAUGCGUGGUCUCAACGGAAGAUUACAAAAGCACGACCAGAUUCUUCGUUAGAACGCCAGAACAAGAACUAACGUUAGGAACUGACUUCACAGUACCCAAUUUCAUUCUAAAAAAGGCGCCAGAAAUCAUAAAGUUCAAAGAAUUCGACUUUGUCGUUGUUGUUGACCAAACUGUGGUAAGAGUUCUUUAAUUCUAAUUUCUCAAAGUAAAUAAAAAUUGGUCAAGAAAGCUGUCUCGUGUCAAGUUUUGUCUUUCUUUUUAUUUACUCUUUUGAAUCAAAUUUUAAAUUUUCUGAUUAUGUAUGACACUAUCACAUAUUUAGAACAAUGCUACAACGUAUUCCGUAGUAAACCAACAAGAAGGUGGAGCACUAUGUACGCUGAAACAAUUCCAAUCUGAUGUUAUUGUUUUUGGAGAUCAAACCAGGGCAAGUUGUCUUCUUACAAGUUUUAAUGUGACAAACUUUACAAGAUUAUGUGUUUUCGAUGUUUUUCAUGAUUUGACUGUAUUGUAAUUUCAUGCUUUUGAAUUUUGCAUCGUUUUUUCAUUAUUCCGAAUUUCUAAAUUAUGUUGACUUGAUUUUUUGAUGUUUACAUUUCUGUAACUUGAUUCUCCAACCUUUCCAGAACAUAAUGAUUCCUGUCUACGAUGCGGAAGAACCAUGGCUAGUCGAACGUGACUCAAGAUUGUAUUUUGAAACCACCAAAAACACCACGGAUUUGCCCAAAAACAAGAUGACAGACUUGAUUUUUGGCACAAAAGGAGAGAAGCUGAGUUCAGAGGCUGCCUUAUCAACUCUGGUACAUCUGAAUAACGAACGAAGCUUCUUUAUGUUCGCUCAAGCUUGUAACAAGGACCCAGACUUUGUGAACACUGUGAUCAACGGAGGCGUUCCAUUGGCUAUAGCUAUCGAAAUGAACUCUCCCUUCUUGAUCAACAUUCUUGUUACUUGCGGAGCUGAUACACGAGUCAUGGACCGUAGAGGGAAUACGUUGCUUCAUGUGGCUACAGCUACGUAGGUUUGGGCAUAAUUGCAUCUUAAUCAUUAUGUAACAAAUAUAAUUUUAUAUUGUUUUAAGCUAGAUUUAAGUUAUUCUUGCUGGGGAGAAGUAUUUUUGAUUUAAAAAUUUUUCUAUUGUUUUAUAUUCCAGCGGAUCAACCCACGUUGUACAGGCGAUUCUACCUUACCUUACCGAAUUUCUGAACACUCCGAAUCUGGCAGGAGACACUCCCUUCCAUAUUUUGUGCAAAAAGAAGAAUUUCGAGCUGAUUUCAAAGUUUUUGGAUAUUCCAGAAGUCGACACAACUUUCAGAGAUUCAGAAGGCAACACCGGAUUACAUAUCUUGAUCAAAAUGGAUGACUUUGAUCAGGAACGACUGGCAUGUUUGAGAUUAUUUAUGAAACAAGGUCCAUGGCUACAUGCUACGAAUGGAGAGAACAUGGUACCAUUGCAGGCUGCCAUUACUUGGAAAAAGGAGUUGUAAGUCUAAGUGUUACCUAGACUGUGUUACCCAUGAAGAAUGCAAACACGGUACACAACAGUUAUAUUGUUUCAGAGCUGUCGAUCUGUUCUUGGACAAGAGAAGCGGUCGGGACCGUCCGAUUGGCCUACAUUAUGCUGACUUAUCCAUCGCUCAAGUCGCUGCCAAAGUUGGAAACUUUAACAUCUUCCAGCGAAUUGCUGCGGUGCGUUUUAUAAUGAUAUCAUAGCUAUUAUUACUUGAUCUUGUGUAGAAUAAUCUCCAUUUUUUCAUAUAACAGAUCAUUCUUAAAUGUUUUAGGACUGUGACGGAGUAUUCAUAGAGACAAGCACCAAGAAGACUGUCAUGCAUUUUGCAGUUGAAGGUUGGGCUCUAAACGAAGAUGACGACUAUCAACGUUGUCGUAUUAUACAAUUAUUGUUGGCUCGUCAUGAUACGGUCAAACUGAAUCAAGCAGAUUUGUUCGAGAAUACUCCAGUUCAUUUGUUGGCCAGAUUUGUGAACGAAUGUGACAGAAGAAAACCCUACACUGACGACAUUUUCGAAUCACUCGUUUCUAGCAAAGAUCAGGUAUGUCAGUUUUACAAUGGCAUUAUUAAAAUGUUCGAACUAAUUUUGUGUUAAACAAUAUUAGUUUUCUUUGCAUAAUAUUAUAGAUGAUCUUUUAAGGGAUUGAUGGCAUUGAUCAACGCUUCGUUUGGCAAUUAUCCUCUGGCCACACUCUGCUUCUUCUCAACUUGUGGAGCUGAUUUUUGGCACAUCAAUGCAGAUGGAUUCACUCCGUUAGAUCUACUCGGAAGACAAGAACUUCAGGUUUUAAUGGCAGCUUGUUCUAGAGCAGGUGUUAAGUAAGACGAUAUUCCAACACUUCAAACAAGUUUAUAUUAAUGAUAAUACUUCUGAUUCUGACAAUAAUGUAUUUGUAUUUUCAGCUCCUGGACUCAAAUGCCAGAACGAAAAAGCCUGUCAGCCCCAUUAUUCAGAAGCUGCUUCAGAUGUAAGGAGAAAAUGGACCCAAACAACGUUGUCUAUUGUCUGCCAUGCCAACAUUACUUUGCUUGUGCCAAUUGUAGCCAGGAUAUUGCAAGAAUGGACAGAUGCAUGAUUUGCUCAAGUGAAAUACAAUCUAUGCGUGUUUUACGUGAUGGUAGGUUGUACUUAUGGAGCUCUGAAAAAUUUAACGUUGUAUUUUUUAAUAUUUAAAACAAAAGCUUGAUAAUUUAGAUAUCGAUGAACUCUUGCACGGUGACGUAGCCCCGCAAUGCACACAAGAUGGACGUCGUAAGUUUGUUUUUCCAUAUUCAAUACCGAAGAUAUUAAUUCAGAAGUAACAGACGUCCUAUGCGAGUUGAAGAAGCAGAUAUCAUUGUUGGAGGACAGCAUCUUGUGUGAAAUUUGUAUGGAAGAACAAUGUAAGGUGGUCUUCGAUUGCGGUCAUACUGCUUGCCGCACCUGUUCCUCGGAAGAAGUCCUCAAGACCUGUCACAUGUGCCGCCAACCAAUCACAAAACGGCUGACUAUCUAUUAG